AUGACAUGGAAUUGUGGACGCGGCGCGGGCUGCGAGCGAGAGGCGAUGCGGCCGCAGCGUCUGUCGAGCACCUGCCAGCCUGUGGCGGCAUUAAUGAAGAGCGCGCAGCCCCCAUCCGUCACCUCCAACUUGCGCCGCAGAGCUGCUGCUGGUGGUGGUGGUGGUGGUGGUGGUGGUAGCGACGGCGCGGCCGCCGAUAAAGCCAGCGGAGGCGGUGUAGGCGGCUUCGCGAGGCACGAGCUGGGGCAGGACGCAUCUCAAGGACGCGGCGUCGGUGGCGGGGGCGGCGGGGGCGACGAUAGUGCGGCGAGCUUUACGACUGCGACGCUCAUUUGGGGGCUGGCAGAGGACCGACCGCCCCCGGCGUCGCGGCAUUAA
Schistocerca serialis cubense is the source of this 378-nucleotide messenger RNA. RefSeq lists its product as uncharacterized. The record is from RefSeq and is a predicted model, not a curated record. Bases 1 to 378 code for a protein of 125 amino acids. The transcript has 2 exons. Lineage: Eukaryota; Metazoa; Arthropoda; Insecta; Orthoptera; Acrididae.